Molecule: messenger RNA, 2644 nt
Organism: Caenorhabditis elegans
Lineage: Eukaryota; Metazoa; Nematoda; Chromadorea; Rhabditida; Rhabditidae
Gene: tbck-1
Product: TBC domain-containing protein kinase-like protein
Exons: 12
Coding region: 2-2521 (839 amino acids)
Molecular function (GO): ATP binding
Source: RefSeq, marked reviewed
AAUGGGUAGUUUUCCAAACUUCGGAGCAUUCAUACUUCGAGCACAAGAGAAAGACGGAAGAACUUGUAUAAAUGGCUUACCGGUCGCUUCUCCAGCCAAACAAAUGCUCGGAAGAUUUCCAUAUUUGCAAUCUCUUCAACAUGAUAAUCUAUCGGUUUACCUUCAUUUCUCUGAAACCGUUAUUGCUCGCGAUUUGGUUAUUGUCGUGAUGGAGCAUUACACUAUGAAUCUUGAAGAUAUAUUGAAAACUGGAAAUUUAAAAGAUGAAAGUUUAAACAAUAAUUUCUACUCUGAAAUAUCAUCAGCACUCGAUUAUCUACAUACACGAAAUAUUGUACACGGAUUUCUUCAUCUUAAUUCAAUAUAUAUCACCGAUCGUAAAAAUCAGAAAUUAUCAGUGAAACUUUCUGGAUAUGGACUACCGUUUUUAACAAAUUACGGUAAGGAUACCGCUUCAUCGAUAAAAUUUGGCGCAUUUUUGGCUCCGGAGAGAAUAUUGAAUGAUGAGGAUUCUUUAUUUGCCGCCACUUAUCAAUCAGAUGUUUGGGAAUUGGGAUUUAUUAUUUUACAAAUUUAUUUGGGAAUCUCACUGGAAGCCGAAGUUACUGAGACGGAAUACUUGGAAAUACUCAAUAAAUACUACACAGAUGAUCAGGAGAAGCUUAGCACUGUCAUGGAGGAUCUUAUUCAACUAUUAGCUGAUAAAAAGCGACUACCAUAUCACAAAAAAUGUGAAUGGCUGGAAGCAAUUAUUCGGAAAUGUCUUCAAAUGUGCUGCUCCAAACGAUGUUCUAUAACAGAAGUGGCUGCUGAGAUUGAAAUAAAUAUUAAUGGAGUGAAGAAUAACAAUAAUAAAUAUGAAUAUAAAGUGAAAACGGUGGAAGAAAUGCGUGCAGCCGUUAGAAAAGAAGUAGCAGAUAAUAAUGAUGGAUUUGAAAAGUUAUCAGUUGAAAAUUCAUUUUAUUUAUGGAAAACCUGCGGAUCAACACCGGAAAUAAUUUUGCUCAAGAAAGGAAUAAUACAGAAUCAUGCUCCAAUAUCAUCUUAUCCAACAGUUCGAUUUGAUGAUUUUUUACGAUUAGAUUCAGGAGUUGAUAGUCAAUCAACUUUUGAAUAUGGGGUUUUUGAUCUGCCGAGUAAGAAAACUUUGACUCGAAAAGAAACCGGUCAGAGGGUGUCUGCACGAAUGUUUCACAAAAUUGGCAUUCUAGAGGACAAGGAUCUUCUGAACGGAAAUAUUCUCUAUGAAACAGCUUCAAAUAUGCUCACAGUUGAUCAUCUUUUGAAUGCUUCGGCAGUUUUUGGAAUAUCCUCGAUUAUAUCUCGACUUACAAAUAUUGGUGUCAUUCCUACCCAAAGAGCCGAUGUCUGGUGCACACUAUUGGAUAUAAACGAAACAAAAUGGCGUGAUUAUCUGAAUCUUGAUGUUCUCGCAUCACAUUCCAGUGAUCGUCAGCUUGAAGUGGAUAUUCCACGUUGUCAUCAAUAUGAUAGUUACAUGACAACUCCAGCAAUUCAAGAAUCACUUCGAAAAGUUCUGAAAGGAUGGCAAAUUGUCACGGAAUCUCAACAUUUUGUCUAUUGGCAAGGAUGUGACAGUUUGGCAACUCCAUUUUUAUUAGCGAAUAUGAGUAAACCUCAUGUAGCAUUCGCCUGUUUCAAAGAAUUCACAUAUCGAUAUUGUCAUAAAUUUUAUUUGAAAGAUAAUUCGGAAGUGAUCAAAGAAUAUCUUGGCAUCUUCUAUCAUCUCGUUGCAUACACAGACCCAGUCCUCUACAAACACCUGAAAAUCAAUGGAUUCGACGCUGAACUCUUCGCAAUUCCAUGGUUCUUAACAUGCUUUGCCCAUGAGCUUCCACUAUCCAAACUUGUACUUCUUUGGGAUGAAACAAUGAUGCAUGGAAAUGCAUUCCCAUUAAUGAUUGCUCUUGCCAUGUUGAACCGUCUCAGAGAUAAACUUUUGGCUGUGAAUUUCAACGAAAUGAUUAUCAUAAUUCAUGAUCAACCUGAUUUGUCUAUCGAUGAGAUUAUAAAAAAUUCACGUGGAUAUGAGAAGCUCAUCCCUCCAAGUUGUACGUUCCGCGCCCAUGCUAGUCCAUGGAAAGAAAACUAUGCUGGGGACAUUUAUUGUCUUCCAAAUUCUAUGGCAGGCCUUUCACUUCAACAACUUUCCAGUAUUCAUUGUCCACGAAUGUCAUCAGAAGAGUUAAUAUGGAGAAUUGAAAGAAAAAUGGUUUAUGUGCUAGACACCCGGCAGGAAUCAGAAUUCCAAUCCGAGCGAUUCUCCGACUCUUUUAAUCAUCCGAACAAUAACCAUGAAGCUGACAUCGAUUGGCUCAGAUUCCUGCCAGGAAUUGUUUGCAGUGAACUGCCAAAGUGCUUCGUGUAUGGAAAGAAUGACAAAGAAGCUGCCGAGCGUCUAACCGAAGCUUAUGUGAUGAAAGGAGUUCCAUAUAUUUGCCUACUUCAUGAUCAUUUUGAAGCAGUUAGAAAUCGUGAUUCAGUUGUUGUGAAGCCAUAAUCAAUUUUUUAUUUAAGUUACGGGUAUCAAUAUUGUGAUUUUGUCAUUUCUGUAGAGUUUAUUAUCGAUUUUACGGUUUUUAUUGGAAUAAUUUAUAAGCAUUAAAAUAAAAUAAACAUAAUU